CGAAGACAUUGUACUCUGUUGCGUCUGAUGUUUUCUGCAUGUGACAAUUAUUGAUUGCACUAAAAAAUGAGCAAAAUUGCAAAACUGCUUCUGUUUUUGAUAAGCACAUGUUGCUAUGACUCCAUGGAAAUGCAUAACUCCAGUUCUCUUCCGCUGCGACCUUCACAUCGUCAUUUAAGAACACCUCGGCACGAAUGGUCCGAAAAAUACCGCUGUGAACCGCUGCAAAUUGAAUCUAGCGUAGCUUACGCUGGACUGAAAAACGUUGAGCCAAACAUUGCGUAUUACCAUGGCAGAUCGCAUGGAGUUGUUGACUGCUUCACCUUUUCGACUAAAACAUUAGUGAUGCUCGGUUUUGGCCCUGGAGAGAUUCACCUACUUGGAGCUUCUUUGGGAGGACUUGGCGUCGAAAAAUACGUCAAGUGUAGGGAUCUUGGAUCGCACAGCGGGUGGAUGACACGUGACGCAACACGCAACGAAGUCAACAUUCAAAGUGUUCUAUGCCUGGAGUACAUCUAAACGACCCUUGAAUUAAUCUCUAGACUGAUGCUAUUAUCGCCGAUGUACACAGAGCUGUGCAAUAUGCCAUAGUGUGUAAAAAAUUUGUUCACACAACUCUACAGCCAACAGUUCCAAGGGGUGAUGAUCAGUGGAAUACUGUGAUGGUAGAAAAGUUUUUUUUUCGAUAAGCAGCUGUUGUUAUAGAAUUGAAAGCUAAAAUGAUGUUAUCGUAAUAAUUUUUCGUGUUGUCUUUUAUGCUGUACAAUCUUGAAAGUAAAGAUCGAUCCUGGAG
Messenger RNA from Cylicocyclus nassatus, 793 nucleotides. Lineage: Eukaryota; Metazoa; Nematoda; Chromadorea; Rhabditida; Strongylidae. The record is from the annotation of a GenBank genome assembly.